CGGCGGCGCGGAGAGGCGAGGAGCGGAGGGAAGGAUGCUGAAAAGCUGCGGGAGGAAGCUGCUCCUGUCCCUCGUGGGCUCCAUGUUCACCUGCCUCCUGGUGCUCAUGGUGGAGCCGCCGGGGAGGCCGGGGCUGGCCCGGGGGGAGGCCGGCGGGGCGCAGCGGGCGCUGCAGAGCCUGGGGGCGGCGGCGGCCGUGGCCCCCCCGGCGGCGCAGGGGCCGCCCGGGCUCCGCAGCUUCGCCGAUUACUUCGGGCGGCUGAGCCGAGCGCGCCGGGAGCUGCCCCCCGCCCCGCCGAGCCCCCCGCGGCCGCCGGCCGAGGACAUCUCCCCCCGCGAUGUCUUCAUCGCCGUCAAGACCACCAAGAAGUUUCACAAGGCGCGGCUGGAGCUGCUGCUCGACACCUGGAUCUCCCGCAACCGCGACAUGACCUUCAUCUUCACUGACGGGGAGGAUGAGGAGCUGAAGAAGCAAGCACGAAACGUCAUCAACACCAACUGCUCAGCUGCCCACAGCCGCCAGGCCCUGUCCUGCAAGAUGGCCGUGGAGUACGACAAGUUCAUCGAGUCUGGCAGAAAAUGGUUCUGCCACGUGGACGAUGACAACUACGUGAACGUGCGGAUGCUGGUGAAGCUGCUCUCCAGCUACCCCCACACACAGGACAUCUACAUCGGGAAGCCCAGCCUGGACCGGCCCAUCCAGGCUACGGAGAGGAUCAGUGAGAACAAGAUGUGGGGGUCACUUCAUGAGCACUGCAGAGAAGAUCCGCCUGCCCGACGACUGCACCAUCGGCUACAUCAUCGAGUCUGUGCUGGGCGUGAAGCUCAUCCGGAGCAACCUCUUCCACUCGCACCUGGAGAACCUCCACCAGGUGCCCAAGUCGGAGAUCCACAAACAGGUGACACUGAGCUAUGGCAUGUUCGAAAACAAGCGCAACUCCAUCCACAUGAAGGGCGCCUUUUCUGUCGAGGAGGACCCAUCCAGGUUCCGCUCCGUGCACUGCCUGCUGUACCCCGACACGCCGUGGUGCCCCACCAACAUGGUUUACUAGGAGGCGCGUGUGCCCUCCAACCUCGUCCCGAGUUUCCCCGGUAUCCGACGGGCGUGCGGGACCUGCGUGCGGGUGUGUCGGUCCGGCCUCGCCGCGAGGCGGACGGACGGACGGACGUCGUUGCUGUGGUAUUGCACAGUGUGUGUGUACUGAAGGCUGCUGUGCGGCCCCUUCACCCCUGCCCUGCCUGCCCGGCUGCCCGUGCCCGCUGCCUGGUCCGGCCGGGAAGGUGGAGAGGGACGGGAACUGAGCACUUAACCACUGGGCACCCCGCGGCUGGCGGGCCCCACGCCAUGCGUGGGGAGCGGCCACAGCGCGGGGCCCUGCCCCACCCCGGGCUUGCUUCUCCUUGAGUUUUUUCCUUUCAAAUGUUAAGUUUUUUUGGUGUGUUCUUCCCUUCUUUGCAUCUACCCCCCAACCCGCUACGGUAACCCCUCACCCACCCCAUCGUCUCUCCCAGUCCCAAAAUCUCAGCAGCGAAGCUCUGGCUCCCAGUUUGGAUGAGGGGUCCCUGUGAGUUCUGCUCCCCGGCUCGGCAGGCAGGCAGAGCAGGCAGAGGCAGGCAGGGGAAGCCUCUGGCCAUGGCAGUGGCUCCUCCAGGGUGCCACAAAGCUGCUGGGUGCUCGAAAGCCACACAGGAGGGAGACAGUGGGGUGGGCUGGGAGCCGGUGUUGGUGUUAACUCCGUUUCCAGGAGCUCUCCCCACACGGGUGAAGCGUUGCCGGCAGCAUCGGUGGGUGAACUAUUUAUAGACUCGUGUAAAGACUUUCUAUAAAUAUGGGCGUGGGAGGAGGGCUUUUCCGGAGCUGCCGCGGUGGGAUGGGCACCGUGUUUGCGCAGGGUCUCCCUCCAGUGCUGCCUUCCUGCUGCUCAGACAGCCCUGCAGCUCUGCAAAGGAACACCUCGAGGUCUGGCCAGGGGCUGUGUGCGUGUCCCCUGAGGGGCCAGAGCAUCCUCCAGCCCUGGCCUGGAUGUGGGUGCUGCCCAGGAGGCACCUGACCAGUUGGGCACCUGCCAUAGGCAGGCAGCAUCUCCCAACCCGCCCAUUGUGCUCUCCCUGACGGAGGGGGAUUUAUCCAGGGAGGGAGAGGGACCCCGCAUCCUCUGAGAGCUGCCCUGCCUGCCAACACCAGCCCUCUCUCUGCCCCUGGGCCAAGCCAGAGCUGAACAUUUCCAACUUGAAGCUGAGUGAAAAUAGCCCAUAAUGGGUGUGUUGUAAAUAUGUUAUUGAGCCAGUAUUUUUUUACUGUGCCUUUUUUUU
This is a messenger RNA of Corvus hawaiiensis (hawaiian crow), 2313 nucleotides long. It is a transcript of the gene LFNG, whose product is annotated as LFNG O-fucosylpeptide 3-beta-N-acetylglucosaminyltransferase. The coding region runs from base 35 to 1405 and encodes 456 amino acids. The transcript has 7 exons. Gene Ontology annotation, biological process: regulation of Notch signaling pathway; pattern specification process. Gene Ontology annotation, molecular function: O-fucosylpeptide 3-beta-N-acetylglucosaminyltransferase activity. The record is from RefSeq and is a predicted model, not a curated record. Lineage: Eukaryota; Metazoa; Chordata; Aves; Passeriformes; Corvidae. Gene Ontology annotation, cellular component: Golgi membrane.